UGAGGAGCAAGCAAGCAGGCACCGCGCGGUGCGCGUGAGUCGGCGCGAUGGAACCGGCUCGUUCCGCGUAGUGGUGCCAUGGAACCCAUCUUUGCCUCCGACGACAUGCACGUGAGCGCCAACGGCGGGGCAGCCUUCAGCGCGGCGGCCAGCGCCGGCCACGCCGUCCACGCGGUCAGCAACAUCAGCUCCUGGGGCAACGUGAUCGCAGCCAACGCCAGCAGAGCACGCAAGCUGGCCCGCAGGGACGACCUCGCCGCGGCAAAGGUGGUGGGCAUCUGGCUAGGCUGCUUCUUCAUCAUCUUCCUGGUGGUGGGCAUCCCGAACUACAUCCAGAAGAAAAUGCGCGAGGCGCAGGAAAACAACGAACGGGCGUCGGCGCACGGGGGACUUGAGCGGCGGCUCUCCACGGGCGAGCUCCGGAGUGCCGAGUGACCCCGCUGGCGGCGCUGGCCGGGAUCGCAUGGACGACGACGCGCGACCCAACAGAUCCAGCCGCCGAGAUUGGGCCCCCACGCGCAAGGAGGCAGAAAGUGCCGCCGCUGUGCGAUACCGCGUCACCUACAUCAGCGGUGUCGGUUCGACUGCCAUAACGCCCUUGACCGUGUCUCAGGCUCAGACGUCAGCGACAUGACGAUACUACACGUGAAGUUCCCGCCGCCAAGGAUCGCACGCAUGCGCUGUGGUGACAGGCCGAUGUGCUCCACCGCGGGCGAAGUCGCGCAGCCGUCCCCUCGAGUUCAAAUGAAUGAGCCCACAAUAAAUCUUUUCUUAAAAAAACGGAGAUGGAGAUAGAUAGAUAUAUAGACAGAUAGAUAGAUAGAUACGCAGGUUGUCACGGCUCAAGAUUGCCACUUUUCUUGGCAACCACUACACCAAAUUUGAUGAGGUUUGUUGCAUAUAAAAGGCUGCUAAUAUUUUAUAUAUAAAUUGAAGAUAGCAAACUUUCAGAAUAUGAGACUACCAAAUUUACAACUCAACAAUGAAAAGUUAUAUCACAAUUCUGUAAAUUACAUAAUACAUCUAAAGCGGACGACAUUGGUAUAUACAUGCUUCUUAAGUGCACCACUAAUAUCUGAGUGAAUUUCUCGCAAAACAUUUUUUUUCGUAACAAAUUCACGUGAGACAAAUUAAUAUAUCAAAUUUGCGCACUUUGGUCGUUCCAAAGGAUAUGUAGUUUACAUGAACUGCGAUAUCUGUCAUCCAUGCAGAGUUAGAUUGGUAAACUUCGUACUUCGAGUUUUUUUCAAAAUGACCAAUUUUCGGCAAUUUUUUGUUAAAAAAGUAAUGUCCUAAAUCAAAAUUUUGCUUCCAACAAUUACCAGAAUUUGUUUCUCGAAUUUAUUUAUUCUCGAAUUUAUUAAUGAAAUAUUACAAUAAGCCGCUCAAGUAGUGCCCCCAAGCUGUUGGCUAAAAUGCGCAUGCGCACCCAGAAUUUGCCGUUUCAAGUUGCUUUAAUCAAGUGUUUCACAUUUUGCUACCAAAUACAUGCCUGCGCUGUGAGCAAACAAAUUCUUGCAUCACUGCAACUGAUAUAAUCUUGGGUCUUGCAUUUUAAGUUUUGUUGCAGCAGCCAAAUACUGCAUAGGCGACCAAUUGUUCGAUUUACUUCAUUAUAUCCAAAAUAUUCACAGAUGAUAACAAUACUCCCUAAUGCAAAACUUUAGCGCAGCUCUCUAUGUGUUUUCAUUUCAUGACAUUGUAAUGAGGCAAAGAAUUUGAGAGGGACAUGUAGCGGAGUCGGCAAUCGUCGAAAAUUUGAUCUGCGGGUCAAGCGCGUCGGCUUUCAUACAUGACUCGUCAAAGGCUGCAGUGUAAUCGCUGGUGUCAUGCGACUUCCAGAAAGUACUACACGAUUCAUGUUGUGCAUAAAAUCAGGUUACAAAACAAUCGCAAACCAUCACAAUCGAAGCAAGUGUGAACAAGACCAAGCCAAGUAAACCAAAUAAGCACUAGCGAGAGCUGACAAUAGUAUAAAAUGAGCGGUCCGGCUGAGACCAGUUACGAGCACACACCGAGCGGUUGGGCGGGUCCGCAUGGAACCAGUUUCCCACACACACGCCACUGAAGGGGCCACUCUCAUUGGUCUCCGCUAUUCGCAGCUCGUGUCUUUCGUAUCCCACUCCGCAUUCGCUUUUUCAUGUUUCGCUGCUCGUUCACUCAGUUGUGCUGUCGAUGCAUCCGAUGCCAAUGUUUGCCACAGGAACGGCUGCCUAAGUACUGCGCUCUAAAAUUAAUUAUAUCUCUGUUAUGUUACGUUUCAUUACCAAGACAUCCCAGCACGCCUCAACAACAUUAUCGGUGGGCCCCUCCCGCAGUCGAAUUUUGUAGGUGUAAUGCUUGUUAAAGCAUCACAGCUUAAAGCUAGAUAUAUUGCUGCUCAAAUGAACAAGCUUGGGAGCGUAGGAUUAGCGACACACACUGAUAAUGUUAAACAGCAGUAAUGGCACUUGCAGCAG
This is a messenger RNA of Dermacentor andersoni, 2459 nucleotides long. RefSeq lists its product as uncharacterized. Lineage: Eukaryota; Metazoa; Arthropoda; Arachnida; Ixodida; Ixodidae. The record is from RefSeq and is a predicted model, not a curated record.